Messenger RNA from Oppia nitens, 1378 nucleotides. RefSeq names its product G-protein coupled receptor 83-like. Gene Ontology annotation, molecular function: neuropeptide Y receptor activity. Bases 1 to 1353 code for a protein of 450 amino acids. Gene Ontology annotation, biological process: G protein-coupled receptor signaling pathway. The transcript is spliced from 4 exons. Gene Ontology annotation, cellular component: membrane. NCBI's taxonomy places the organism in Eukaryota, Metazoa, Arthropoda, Arachnida, Sarcoptiformes, Oppiidae. The record is from RefSeq and is a predicted model, not a curated record.
AUGGAUCCGUUAUGGCUAAUGGAUAGUCAAAACAUAAAUAAUACACUAUUUCAUGGAUACAGUGAUGACUACUACCACAACACCAACAAUAAUAUCUCCGGCAUCGACACCAACACCUACACCAACAACAAUAACAACCUAACAGAGGAUCAGUUAUUACGGCUAAUACAGGAACGUAUUAAACAAUUACAGGAAAGGCCGGCAACGGCCGGCCAACUAAUACACGAUACGAUUGUCAUAUUUUGCUACACAAUAAUUAUAUUGUUAUCGCUUGUCGGUAAUCUACUAGUGGUCAAAGUCAUACUGUUUGGUAAACCGAAAAUGUUGACCACAACUAACCUAUUGAUAGCCUCGCUGGCGGUCAGCGAUCUGGUUAUGACCGGGUUUAACAUACCGUUUAAUGUGGCCCGACUGCUACUACAAUCGUGGCCGUUUGGAUCGUUUAUGUGUGUGUCGGUACCAUUUGUACAGGUUACUUGCGUUUACGUAUCAACAUUUACGAUGACCGUAAUUGCAUUUCACCGCUGGUGGACUGUACGCCGUCGGGAGGCACCUGCAGCCGGCGGCAAAUCCCUGACCAAACUGCAGCUAACCAUUACCAUAGGUACUACUUGGCUAUUGGCCGCCCUGUUGGCUGUACCGCACUCGAUGUUCAACGAAACACUGGCGAUGCCGACCAUACGGAUUGUCCGAUGCGAAGUACACUAUCCGAAACUGGCCAUCGAUUGGUGGUCAACACCGUCAUCGCCAGAGCCGAUAACAAUCAGUCUACCGCUAUGGCUGUCGGUCGAGGCGUUUACUACACAAUAUCUGAUACCGUUAGGUAUAACUAUUUGGCUAUACUAUCGCAUUGGUCGGGUAAUUGCUGCCCAGGGCCGACUGGCCGGCCAGUCGACCGAUCAGCGCAAACGUCAACAAUCGGAUGCCCGUAAACGUCGGAUAGCUAUGUUGAUACUAGUGGUCACCGUAUUUGCCAUUUGUUGGUUACCAUUGAAUUUGUAUCAUUUAUUGGUAGACUUUGAACUAAUUUCAAGACAUUAUAACAUAUUUCUUGUCUGCCAUUGGUUUGCUAUGUCAUCUGUUUGUUACAAUCCAUUUAUUUACUGUUAUCUAAACAGUAGUUUCAAAAACGGUGCCAAAAAGUUUUAUCAAUUUAUUUUGUGCCAAAAAUCAUCGGUAGCUCAACAACAACAACAACCACUACAACAACGACCAUCAAUGACCACAAACAACACAAUUAUCAAUAAUAAUAAUAAUACUGUUUUUCAACAUCAAAACACUAUAGAUAACAAUCAUCAGGAGCUGAUAACUACUACAACAACACCAACACCGGUAACUACAGGUGCUCUCUAACCUUAUUGUAUUAAAUAAUAAUAAA